AAGAAACUAAGAAUCCAUUCACUGAUAAUGUAUGUUCUCUUCUUCUUUCUUUUUUUUUCUAACAUGUGGAGAAGGUGUAUGGAUUCCAGCUGUAAUACGACAAUUGCUGGUCAACGUUAGGUUUUUACUAUAAUCUGCAUGAAGAAUUAAGAGGGCUAAUUGUUGACUAGCUUUAGCUGUGGUCUAUUUAAAACAGAUACCGCCAAUUUCUACUGAUUUUUCUUUUUCUUUUUCCUUCUAAUUUUUUGUUUAAUAUGGGAAUUGUUGAAAAAGUCGGAUUUUUCCUUUUGUAGGGAACAAAUUGGAGUUAAUUAACAAAUUAUUAGAAUUAAAGAAUUACUUUAUAUUUCAAGGUUGUCGCUUUAUGGAAACGAUUGAUACUCUACCUCUAUUUUGCAUAUGGCUAAAUUAGCUACAAACAUGAUGCUUUCCUCUGAGUGCUUCACUUGUUAGGACAAGAAUGUGUGAUUUGUCUUUAAGUUAGUUUAUAUGGAAGUGUAAAUUAACAACCUAAUUUGUAUCAUUUUGUAUUUAUUCGCUGCUGGAGAUGUGACCAAGAUAACAGAAGAUCUUUAAAAAGUGCUUCAUAAAAGUCAUUGACGAUCAAAUUUUAUUUUAAAAUUGCUGAAAUUAAGAAGUUUGCCAAAGUGGUUAUGGGAACAGAAGAAGAGAGCUCACCUGCCAAGCAUUCUAAACCUACUGCUUCAGCUCAGGAGAUGCCUACGACACCUGCAUAUCCUGAUUGGUCAAGCCAGAUGCAGGCUUAUUAUGGUGCCGGAGCUACUCCACCUCCCUUUUUUGCCUCAACUGUUGCUUCAACAACUCCGCAUCCAUAUAUAUGGGGAGGCCAGCAUCCUUUAAUGCCUCCAUACGGCACCCCAGUUCCGUAUCCAGUUAUAUAUCCUCCAGGGGGAGUAUAUGCACAUCCUAAUAUGGCCAUCGCUCCAAGUUCUGCACCAAAUAAUGCUGACCAUGAAGAGAAGAGUGCUGAUGACAAGGAUCGAGGUGCCACCAAAAAAUCCAAGGGAACUUCAGGAAGCAAGGUUGAAGAGAGUGGAAAGGCAGCUUCCGGAUCUGGAAAAGAUGGCGGUUCUCAAAGUGGUGAAAGUGGCAGUGAGGGUACAGCAGAUGGAAGCGAUGAGAAUAAUCAACAAGAACCUGCUGCUGCGAAAAAGGGAAGCUUUGGACAGAUGCUUGCAGAUGCCAAUAUGCAGAGUAAUACUGCUGUGGCUUUGGUUCCUGGGAAACCCGUAGUCCCUAUUCCUGGAACUAACUUGAAUAUUGGGAUUGACAUAUGGAGUGGUGCCCCUGCUGCCACAGGAGCUGCAAAAAUGCGACCCAACGCGUCUGGUGCUGUAGCUGCAGCUGCUUCUGGAGUUGUAAUGCAUGACCAGUGGAUUCAAGAUGAGCGUGAGUUGAAAAGACAGAAAAGGAAGCAGUCUAACAGGGAAUCUGCCAGGAGAUCAAGAUUACGAAAGCAGGCGGAGUGUGAAGAGCUACAAGCAAGGGUGGAAAACUUGGCGAACGAAAACUGCACCCUUAGAGGGGAACUACAGAAGCUUUCUGAUGAAUGUGAGAAGCUUUCAUCAGAAAAUAGUUCAAUUAAGGAGGAAUUGAUGCGGAUUUGUGGACCGGAUGCUCUUACUAAGCUUGAACAAGAGAACCCCUCUUCAGUUGUCGAGGGUAAUAGUUAGUAGGAAAUCUACAGAGAUAACUUGGUGCAGGCAGUGCAGUAUUCCGUCUAGUAAUAUUCUUUUUUUAGCGUUGGCCAAUAACCUAAUAGGACAUUUGUUUUCUUACUAAUCUAAACCCUUAAGACUCUUAACGUUGUAACCGAAACAACUCUCAACCAGGUCAGAUUGUGGUAUUGAUGUAAUUGAUUGGACAGUCAUUCAGAUUUUGAUCCAAGUUUAUAUUUAAUAUAUAAAAUGAAACAACAUGAUUAGAUAUUACUUGGUGUAUGAUUACAACCCUCUAAAAAUCGAAAUUGUAUGAAAUUUUCCUUGUGAAAAAGGUAGAAUCAAACAAAAA
This is a messenger RNA of Gossypium arboreum, 2031 nucleotides long. RefSeq names its product G-box-binding factor 1. The transcript is spliced from 12 exons. NCBI's taxonomy places the organism in Eukaryota, Viridiplantae, Streptophyta, Magnoliopsida, Malvales, Malvaceae. Gene Ontology annotation, molecular function: sequence-specific DNA binding; DNA-binding transcription factor activity. The record is from RefSeq and is a predicted model, not a curated record. Bases 654 to 1694 code for a protein of 346 amino acids. Gene Ontology annotation, biological process: regulation of DNA-templated transcription. Gene Ontology annotation, cellular component: nucleus.